UCCUCACUGAGUUUCCCUUUUAUUCUUUGUUUCUCUCCCUCCUUUCAAGCUCAACCGCCGCUCUCCACGCUCGCUGCUCCCAUAGCCGAAACACCACCAUUCUCCUCGCUCAAUUCUCGGGGUCUCGCCGCAUCUCAACUUUACGCCGUCGAGCUAACACUGCCUAGUGCCUAGUGCCACCUCACUCCGCCAUCGCAAUUGCUUAUCAGAACCACCAUAACUCAACUCACUCACUCUCACACCUUGUUCUUUUGAGGAUGUCGGCAAUGGCGAAGGCAGUACUACACUCUCCUAUACAUACCUCUGUUUCAUGGCCUUUUUCCCUUCCUCCCCCUCAUUUUCUCAGGCCUUCCACACUUCCGGCAAACCAGUCUAAGAUUGGACGCGACAGAACCCUAAUUCUGCACCGCUGCAGUUUCAUCACUGCUGCAGCAUCUGGGUCAUCGUCGGCUUCGGCGGUCACACCAAGCAGUGGCUCAGCCCCACCGGUAAUCAAGAAGAGAUUGAGGUAUAGGAGGCAGUACCCAGGAGAGAAUGUGGGCAUCACUGAGGAGAUGAGAUUCGUUGCCAUGAGACUCCGCAACAUCAAUGGUAAGAAUUACACUCGUAACAGUGAUAGUGAUGAUGAUGAUGGUAAGCAGAAAUCAACACUCAGCGAAGAUGAGGAAAGUGGAGCCAGUGAAUCAGAAUCAGAUGGUGAUGAGAUGGGGGGCACGUGGAAGCCCAGCAUGGAAGGUUUCCUCAAGUACUUGGUUGAUAGCCAGCUCGUGUUCAGCAUCGUUGAGCGCAUUGUUGAUGAGUCUGAAGACGUUGCUUAUUCUUACUUUAGAAAAACCGGGUUAGAACGGUCAGAAGCCAUUUUGAAAGAUUUAGAGUGGCUUAGACAAAAGGGAAUGGUGAUUCCAGAGCCUACCAAUGUUGGAGUUUCUUAUGGCAAGUAUCUAGAAGAGCUAGCUGAGAAGAGUGCUCCAAUGUUCCUCUGCCAUUUCUAUAACAUAUAUUUCUCCCAUAUAGCUGGAGGUCAGGUCAUAGCAAAGCAGGUUUCUGAGAAUCUUCUUGAGGGAGUGGAGCUGGAAUUUUACAGAUGGGAAGGAGAGGUACCAGAGUUGUUGAAAGGUGUUCGUGAAAAGCUUAACACGCUUGGAGAGCAUUGGUCUCGGGAUGUGAAAAACAAAUGCUUAAGAGAAGCGUCAAAGUCAUUCAAGCUUCUCGGUCAGCUAGUUCGCCUAAUCAUUUUGUGAAAAACGUUUUGUCACCAUCACUUUUUCUGGCUUGCAAUGUAUAUAAAGGAAGAGAUGCAACAUCAUGGUUUGGAGGCCACGGCCAUGAAUGGGAUAUUCCACUUGAUUCGGACUUUGUUUUAUUUGACUGAAGUAGAACAAAUCCGCACACUUGGUACUCUGCCUUAUGUUCCCCAAUUGAACUUGUUGUAAAUAUACUAAAUUUUGUGUGAAAAUUACACUUAGUACCUAAUUUAAGUUAACCUUUUUAAUUUUUA
Molecule: messenger RNA, 1498 nt
Organism: Humulus lupulus (European hop)
Lineage: Eukaryota; Viridiplantae; Streptophyta; Magnoliopsida; Rosales; Cannabaceae
Product: probable inactive heme oxygenase 2, chloroplastic
Exons: 7
Coding region: 258-1241 (327 amino acids)
Biological process (GO): heme oxidation; phytochromobilin biosynthetic process
Molecular function (GO): heme oxygenase (decyclizing) activity
Source: RefSeq, a predicted model, not a curated record